CCUUGCGCCGCCAUGGAUGCCGCGCCCAGCCUCCUGGGCACCCCGCAAGCUGAGGUGCUGGAAGAAGUGCUGCGGGAGCAGUUUGGGCCGCUCCCCCAGCUGGCCGCCAUCUGCCGACUCAAGCGGCUGCCCUCCGGCGCCUACUCGUCCACCGAAGACCUCCAGUUGGUCCUGGAGCGGCGGCGAGUGGCCAACGCCAAGGAGCGCGAGCGGAUAAAAAAUCUCAACCGUGGGUUUGCCAAACUGAAGGCACUGGUGCCGUUUCUUCCUCAAAGCAGGAAGCCUAGCAAAGUUGAUAUUCUUAAAGGCGCGACUGAAUACAUACAAGUUCUCAGCGAUGUUUUGGAAGGAGCCAAAGACUCUGAGAAACAAGAUCAUCAGAACUAUAGCAACAAUACUUCCGAACCACAUGCAUCCUUGGCUAGAGAGCUAUUGAGAAACAACACCCAGCAUGCCAGCUGUGCUGUGGGCUUGAAGAAUGAGGAGGAAGGGCCCUGGGCAGAUGGUGGCAGUGGUGAGUCGGCAUACACUUGUCGCCAGAGUGUGAUGUCUACGACUGGAGUUAUCUCCCCAACCAGGAGUCUGGUAAAGAUUCCCGGAAGCAGAACUCCUGAGUCACAGGCUCCCCCAAGUAUGAAAAGAGAAAAAGCUGGUCCAGGCCUACCUUCCAGAGACAAAUAAAACAGUCUUGAAAGUU
This is a messenger RNA of Hipposideros armiger (great roundleaf bat), 697 nucleotides long. RefSeq names its product folliculogenesis specific bHLH transcription factor (gene FIGLA). NCBI's taxonomy places the organism in Eukaryota, Metazoa, Chordata, Mammalia, Chiroptera, Hipposideridae. Gene Ontology annotation, biological process: developmental process; regulation of transcription by RNA polymerase II. Gene Ontology annotation, molecular function: DNA-binding transcription factor activity, RNA polymerase II-specific; RNA polymerase II transcription regulatory region sequence-specific DNA binding; protein dimerization activity. The transcript is spliced from 5 exons. The record is from RefSeq and is a predicted model, not a curated record. Bases 13 to 681 code for a protein of 222 amino acids.